This is a messenger RNA of Daphnia carinata, 478 nucleotides long. RefSeq names its product small ubiquitin-related modifier-like. Bases 130 to 411 code for a protein of 93 amino acids. Lineage: Eukaryota; Metazoa; Arthropoda; Branchiopoda; Diplostraca; Daphniidae. Gene Ontology annotation, biological process: protein sumoylation. The transcript has 4 exons. Gene Ontology annotation, cellular component: nucleus; PML body. Gene Ontology annotation, molecular function: protein tag activity; ubiquitin-like protein ligase binding. The record is from RefSeq and is a predicted model, not a curated record.
ACGGGUUUAUGUACGAAUAUUUGAUACGGCGAUCUGGCAACAUUUUUCUUUUUUUUUUUAGCCCACGCCAUUUCAUCCUGUUCCGUCGUUGUCUCAAACGUGCUUUUAGCAAAAGAACGUGUUUUAACCAUGGCCGAUGAUCAGAAACCUGAUGCAGGUGAUGCUGGAUCUGAAUACAUCAAAUUGAAAGUUGUGGGCCAGGAUUCAAAUGAAAUUCAUUUUCGAGUAAAGAUGACGACACAAAUGGGCAAACUCAAAAAGUCCUACAGUGAAAGAGUGGGAGUACCUGUGACUUCUUUGAGAUUCUUGUUUGAUGGAAGACGAAUUAACGAUGAUGAAACACCUAAACAGUUGGAAAUGGAGAAUGAUGACGUCAUUGAGGUUUACCAAGAACAAACUGGUGGCAAUUAAAGAACCUCGAUGCAUCAAAAGGAAACUUUCAAGUUUUCUAGACAAAGUGUCUUUUAAUUUCCAAUGU